GGAGAUGAUAUUGACUGCAUUGUAGUCAAUUCCUUCUUUUCUCCAUUGACCACGACACGACAAGAUCUUUCGAUUCUAAGGUGGAAAGCAUUGGACUUUUCUUCUCUCAAUCGAAGUUCAGCAUCUUUCUUCAACAUUGAGAAACCAGAAACCGCUGUUUCACGAAGGGACAAGAGCUGCCAAGGUUGCGAAAAGUUUAUCCAGGGUUUAAGGUUUCGAGUUUGUGUUUUAUUAUGGGUAAGGAGUAGGAGAAGAAAAGCUCUGUAUCAACAUCACUAUGUGCACAACUUAUAAAUCUGCUUAUCAUCAAUCCUCCAACAAUUUCGCAGGUGGUAUUCAGAGAAUUUUUUAAAGGGUGAAUGGGAUGAAGAAGAAUGUGUUUCAGAGUGGAAAAAUACAGAGCUCGUCUCUCUGAACAUCUGGAGGUGAAACAACUAGUGAGGUUUUUGGAAGAAGAAGCCGAUGCUGGGUUCCAACUUCUACUGAAUCAAGGAAGCGCUUCGGGUAGCAGCAAAGGCUGUCGUUCUUGACUUACAGCCUGAGAUGAAGAUAAUGAAGGAAAUCAAGCUGAAAGGAACUCCUCUAAAAAUCAAGCAGAGGAAGUCUCUUAUCAAGUUUGAACCAGAAGAUGUUGAUGUUGUUGAAUUUAUAGGUUCACCUAUUUGGACUCAGAGUGGAAAUCGGGGGCAUGUUAACGAGGCGGCAAAGAGAGACGGGAUUGCUAAAUGCACGUUUAAGAGGAAAAUGCGUAUGAGUGACAUUGUUUUCAUGCGUGUGUUGCAUGAAGUCGAGGCUGCUCGCGUCUUCAACUCGUUACCAGCCCCGCUGAAACCACAUGAAAUGGGACGGCUUAGACUUGAGCAACGUCGUGGUGUAGAGAUCAUGGAUGUGAAUAUUUGUCCUAUUUUUGGUACAACUGUUUCCCUAGUGAGGAACGAGGCUGGAACCUACAUUGCAACUGACGGGUGUGAGUUUAAAUAUUUGAAUCCAAGAGCAGCACGGAUUCUCAGAAGAUCAGGAAUACCCCAAAAGCCCAGCACCGAGGAGAGGGACAAGAUCUAUGAAAUUAGUGACAAUAUUUUUGCUGUGCCAAGUGGAUGUGGAGGUUGGUUCAAUAAAAUCAUCUACAGAAUGAGCAAUAAAGAUGACCUCAGAAUAUAUCGUAAAGCUAUUGGUAAAGGUGAUGGCAUUCCUCUUACAGCCAAAGAAUGUGCAGAUUACGCGAAACAUCUUUUUGAAAUGCCGUACGAAAAGCUUCCUAGUGAUAUGAAACAGGGUCCUGUUGGAUUUGACUUGAGUCACUACAAGAAAGCAUGGCUUAGGCAACUAAAAUGUUAGCGAGCACCCAAAAGUUUGGUCGGUUUAAGGAUCAAGCUAUUUGUUAAGAGCUGCAGUUAUCUUUUUAUAAGAAAUGAUGUAAAUUGAUCUAUGUGAUAAUAAAACUUGAUUCAAUUUUU
Messenger RNA from Papaver somniferum (opium poppy), 1457 nucleotides. RefSeq lists its product as uncharacterized. Gene Ontology annotation, cellular component: 90S preribosome. The transcript is spliced from 8 exons. Gene Ontology annotation, biological process: ribosome biogenesis; maturation of SSU-rRNA from tricistronic rRNA transcript (SSU-rRNA, 5.8S rRNA, LSU-rRNA); endonucleolytic cleavage of tricistronic rRNA transcript (SSU-rRNA, 5.8S rRNA, LSU-rRNA). Lineage: Eukaryota; Viridiplantae; Streptophyta; Magnoliopsida; Ranunculales; Papaveraceae. The record is from RefSeq and is a predicted model, not a curated record. Gene Ontology annotation, molecular function: GTPase activity; GTP binding; U3 snoRNA binding. The coding region runs from base 544 to 1338 and encodes 264 amino acids.